This is a messenger RNA of Letharia lupina, 1767 nucleotides long. RefSeq lists its product as uncharacterized. NCBI's taxonomy places the organism in Eukaryota, Fungi, Ascomycota, Lecanoromycetes, Lecanorales, Parmeliaceae. The transcript is spliced from 2 exons. The record is from RefSeq and is a predicted model, not a curated record. Bases 1 to 1767 code for a protein of 588 amino acids.
AUGGCACACAACAACAACUCAGCCCAACCUACUACAGAUGAUUUACGACGGAAGUCAUGUCCAGAUCCGCAGCAGGCUUCUGACGAGGCUGAUGAAAUUUUGCGGCAAGGGAUUCAGCAUGAUCAUUUCGAAAACCUUCAGCAGUUUGUCACAGAAUUCAAAAAGGUCAUUCCAGGGCUCAUCGCCAAAAAUCCCAAGUAUGAUCGGGUGAAGGUGCUCCUUUUUUACUGGGAAGAUGGAGAACCGGACAUGAAAAAAGAAGCAAAGGGCUUGAUGAACAUUUUCCACGAUGGUUAUGGAUUUGCCGUCGAAGAAUUCAUAAUACCCGCCAACGAAAAAGCGGACUCAAAGUUCAUGCUUUUUCUUAUAGCAGAGAUCGUAAAAAUUGGGGAUGAGGAUGGGGAAAAUAAACUCCUGAUCCUUUAUUACGGCGGACAUGGCGAAUGGGACAAGGAGCACAACACCCACCUCUGGAAACCGGUUAGAGAAAAGAAUCAUAGGUUGUCUGAAGUGUCUAUACCGUUAGAAGGCGUGCGUUGCAUUCUAAAAACCGCAGGAUGCGACCUAUUAUUGUUACUUGACUGCUGCUUUUCAUUGGCCAUGAUGGGCGACGAUUUUGCCUGCAAGCGCCGUACCUGGCUUCUUGCGGCUGCUGGAAACGUUGAAAAGGCUGGUGGCACACCUGGAAAGACCUGGACCGCUGCUAUUACUCAUGAGCUUAAAGGACUGAAAGAUUCUGGUGGUGUGAGUGUUUCCCAGCUUCAUGACAUACUUGUCAGGUAUGAUAAGAUGCAGGGGCAACACAAGCUCUCGGCAACACCACACAUUCGGCGCUGGUCUGCCCCAUCCUGGCCAAGUGAUAUAUUCAUAGAGGUUCACAAGGAACAAAGCGAAGGGAGAGGUGUACCAAACGUCACGAAACAGCCGCAAAAGUUACAAACAGACGCCAGAAUGCUGAUAAAGAUUGCUUUCAGAAAUCCGGCAGACGAGCUAAAACGAAGUCUCUGGGAAUACUGGUUCAGGGGUUGCCCGCCCAAUUUCUCCGAUGUUGAGCUUGCCAUUUCGAAGCAAAUUGAGGUCGUGCACUUGUUUGAAGCUAACUCUUGUCUCCUCCUUGUGACGAUGCCGUGCAGUCUCUGGGCUUUCUUCCCACCUCAUCCAGCCUAUGAUUGUAUUGGCAUGGUUCGUGCACCAGAUGAUAUUGUUACGGAUAUCUUCGCUAGGAGUCCCGAUUGGGUUAUCUUCCCACCUCAUCCAGCCUAUGAUCGCAGUGGCAUGGCUAUUCGUCCUACCACCAUGACGUACCCUAUGCCAGGUUUUACAGCAGAGCAAACAGCCUCCCUACAAGCCAUGAUCACUGCCGCAAUCGAUGACGCAAUCAGUCAGGCUAUGCCAGCCUUCGAGACCAGACUAACAGCUUUCGAGACCAGACUGACAGCUAUUGAAGCCAAAUUCCGCCCUACUGAGUACCAAGUUACCGCUCCUCAGCAUAGGCCAUGGCAACAGUCAAUUGUGGAGAAAACUGCGGAGAAACCUACGGAGAAAACUGCGGAGAAGCAGAGCAUCGCCAGCAGCAGCGACAAUGACAAUACGGGCACGCUCUCCACUAUUCCACACCAGGCUACUAUGCACUAUUGCAGAGAGUCUUCCCCUCGCCACAACGGUGCUCCAUUUUCUACUCUCGCCUCUCAACUCGCCUCUCAACUCGCCUCUCCACCUGACUACAUUCACUACGGGAAAGGCAUGGAGGCUACAGGCCAAGGAUAG